Molecule: messenger RNA, 8090 nt
Organism: Hemibagrus wyckioides
Lineage: Eukaryota; Metazoa; Chordata; Actinopteri; Siluriformes; Bagridae
Gene: cbfa2t3
Product: CBFA2/RUNX1 partner transcriptional co-repressor 3
Exons: 12
Coding region: 1023-2852 (609 amino acids)
Biological process (GO): negative regulation of DNA-templated transcription; DNA-templated transcription
Cellular component (GO): nucleus
Molecular function (GO): transcription corepressor activity
Source: RefSeq, a predicted model, not a curated record
GGUGUUUUAAACUCUGACUGAAGCUACACAGACACACAGAGCCAUUAGAGCCACUGGCUUCACACCACCGACACCGAGAGGAAGGAAAGGAGAAGCAGAAAGAAAAAGAAGAAGAACCGAAUAAAUAAAAAAUAAGACGCGGGAUGGUGAAGCGGUGCAGGAUGUUCAAGCUCAGCUGGUCCGGGUUAACUGAUUCGGGAUUACGCGGAUAAACCGGUUUUUAAACCGAUACAUAAGCCACAGCUUUCUGAUCUGGACGGAGCCUCAUUCAAGCCAAGGACCGCUUAUUUACUCCACUGCUAUUUAUUUCACGCUUUCAACGCACUUGGACUAGUGAGGAUUUGCGCCUUGUUUUUUCCCCCCUCCUCACAGUGACAGUAUAAUGAAAUUAUCAGUGUUUCUUCAUCUGUCGGAGCUAAAAGCCCAGGACUCCGUAUCAUUAUUAUCUGAUCCCCAGAUUUAAAUGAGAACUUUCUGAUUUUGUUUUUUUGUUUUUUUUUUGUUUUGUUUUUUAUUUCUUCUUCUUCUUCUCAUCCUGCGCACUUUAAGCGCAGCCGCUGGAGCAACAAAAAAUAAAAUAAAAAAAUCAUCAUCAACAUCAUUAUCAGCGCGUGCUUUGAUAAAUAAAGGACAUUUCUCAUCAUAUUAAGGAUCGUUAAUACCAAAGACUGGCUUUAAUACUGAAACUCCGCUCUGCUUGAGCUUGUUUUUUUUUUUGUUUUUGUUUUCUUCUGCGAAUGAAACUUCAAUGUGAAGACUGAAUUACCUCUGUGUUUACUGGACAGAUUGGAAAACAGGAGAAAAUCGGACUGAAAACAAGCAAAACAAACAAACAAACAAACAACAGAUUUAUAGCUGAGUUUUUACCCGUGACGAACUGCACAUUUUUGGAGGUUAAUUUUUUGCUUUCCAAACAAACAAACAAACAAACAAAAAAGCCAUAAGUGAAGCUGUCUUUGUCCUGGAAUACAUUUUACUCUCUUUGACCUUCACAAAGUAGCGCCGAAACGAAGGUCGGAACAAUGCCAGAUUCACCAGCCGAUGUGAAAACCCAGCCCAGGUCGACUCCGCCCACAAUGCCACCGCCACCACCUGCCGUGAGCCAGGCAGCCAAUCGCAACGCGUCAUUCACACCUACAACCAUGCUGAAUGGGAGCAGCCACUCGCCAACCGCGCUUAACGGAGCUCCGUCCACCCCCAACGGCUUCAGUAACGGGCCAGCCGGUUCGUCCACAGCAGCUCUGCCCACGCAGCAGCUUCCCCCCGCGUGUGGAGCUCGACAGCUCUGCAAACUCAAACGCUUCCUUACCACACUGCAACAGUUCGGUAAUGACAUCUCGCCCGAGAUAGGGGAGAGGGUGCGCAGCCUGGUGCUCGGCCUCGUGAAUUCGACUCUCACCAUAGAAGAGUUUCACUCCAAACUGCAGGAGGCCACCAACUUCCCUCUUCGACCCUUCGUCAUCCCCUUUCUCAAGGCCAAUCUGCCCCUCCUGCAGAGGGAGUUGUUGCACUGUGCCCGUCUGGCCAAGCAGACCCCUGCUCAGUACCUGGCUCAGCACGAGCAGCUGCUGCUGGACGCCAAUGCCAACUCACCACUCGACUCAUCCGAGAUCCUCCUGGAGCUCAACGAGCACGGCAAGAGGAGAACGCCCGACAGGACCAAAGAGGCAGGAAGCGAGAGGGACGCCUUGCACACUGAGCAUAUAGCCAAGCGGCCGUGUACAGUCAGCCCAAGUCAGCGCUUCAGUCCAAGCAGCGGCAUUGCAGCCCACGCUCCUCCUAACGGCCUGCCAGCUCACCCUCCUAAUGGCCUGGCCCACCCGAGUGCCCCUGGCCCACAGCAGUACCGCCUGGAGGACAUGGCCAUGGCUCACCACUACAGAGACGCCUACAGACAUGGCGAGCACAGGGACUCUCGCGAACGCCACCGCCAGACAGCUGUUCAUGGAGCGCGUCAGGAGGAGGUCAUCGAUCACCGGCUCACCGACCGUGAGUGGGCCGAGGAGUGGAAGCACCUGGAUAACUUGCUGAACUGCAUUAUGGACAUGGUAGAGAAGACGAGGCGCUCUCUGACCGUGCUGCGCCGCUGUCAGGAGGCCGACCGUGAAGAGAUGAACCACUGGAUCAGGCGCUACAGUGACGUUGAGGAUAUGAAGAAAGACAUUCACCGAGACUUCCUUCAUCGACCUCCGUCCGGUUACUUGCCUGAAGAGAUCUGGAGGAAGGCAGGUGCCCCCAGCAUCCCGCUCUCCCCAGCAAUAAAGCAACUGCACAACAAACAGGAGGAGGCAGUGAACGAGGUGAAGAGACAGGCCAUGUCUGAGCUGCAGAAGGCCGUGUCUGACGCUGAGAGGAAAGCUCACGAGAUGAUCUCAGCCGAACGCUCCAAGAUGGAGAGAGCAUUAGCGGAGGCCAAGAGACAAGCCUCGGAGGACGCUCUGUCCGUCAUCAACCAGCAAGAGGACUCCAGCGAGAGCUGCUGGAACUGCGGCCGCAAGGCAAGCGAGACGUGCAGCGGCUGCAACACAGCACGGUACUGCGGCUCCUUCUGCCAGCACAAGGAUUGGGAGAAGCACCAUCACGUGUGCGGCCAGACGCUGCAGGGGCUACCUGGAGGUGCCAGCGUUCCUCUGGGAACUCCUUCCUCGUCGUCAUCCUCGUCCUCUUCUGCCUCUUCAUGCUCUACCAGCGCUCCGCCCACACACUCGGACAGCACCGUCCCGGGCCCUCUGUCUCUGGUCGGGCAGGCCGGCGGUGGAGGAAGCCCCAAAGACAGCAGCUCCAGCUCCAGCAGUGUGUCGCGUUCCACCACCCCUGCCACACCUGCCCUACUGGAUUCCUCCUCCCGCUGACCUCUGAAAAGAAGCCUGGGCACGCUCACUGCUACCGCUAACGCUGCUGCUGCACCUGCACCCAAAAGAAGCUGAGAUAUGUUCACCACAAAUCCUCGCACUUCUUCCCACCUCUACGAGUUCCUCACUUCUUCUCAACUACCUGAAGCUCUCAUUUAACUCUAGCUCUAUAUUUAUUAACAUUUGAAAGGGUUUGAUUUACUGAGGACGCAGUCAGCAAUUGGAACCGCGUCUUAUUUAAAAUAAGGCAGCAAGAUAUAAAUUCGAGCUUGGCUUUAGGAAUAAUUUAAGCCCUGUAUAUAUAUAUAUAUAUAUAUAUAUAUAUAUAUAUAUAUAUAUAUAUAUAUAUAUAUAUAUAUAUAUAUACGGUCAGCCCAGUACGCAUGGAGGCAGUUCACACCUCACACACUCCGUUCUCUUCCACAGAGAGCAAUGGGACUUUUUUAGAGAAGCUUGAAUAGGAGUUAGAUUCCUCCUGCCAGUCUAACACACACAGAUUUCUCCUCCUGUCUGGGUUUGUACGGAGGGGCCGACAGAUUUCCCCUCCCAUCCCAGCGCUCCGUUCCUCAAACCAUGAACGAUCUUCUUUCACCGGUUUGUUUUUGGCUUUAACAAGAAAAUCCAAAAAUCCAAAAAUAAUGAUGCUAAUAAUAAUAAUAAUAAUAAUAAUAAUAAUAAAAAGAAUAAAGACCUGAUAACUACCUUGCUAGCGAGCCAAGAAAAACCUACACCGGACUCACCUCUCUGUUCUGAUGCGAACCCAAAUGAAAAAAAAAGACAUAAAAAAACAUGAUCCAAACCUUUUUAAUACACUGCCAAAGUUUCACGGAGAAGCACUCGUCUUGUAACCAAACGCGAACGAAGCAAAACCUCCUCAAACCCAAGUCUGGUUUCUUGUCGAGAGGCAGCAAGGAAAAAAGGAAAAAAUUCAAUCCCUGCCUCCCUCCUCUCACUGUGCCCCCCACCCCCCACCCCCACCUCCGUCCCUCUUCUCCCCACCCGGGACGCCGAGUUACCCACAAUCCCCUGCUCUAACCCCAAGGAACACGUUGAAGUGACAUGCUAUCCGCCUUUGCUCAAAGCAAAAAGACAUACAGGCGGAGAGAGAGAGAGAGAGAGAAAGCAAGGACGAGUGGACCAAACAAGAUGCAUGGAAAUGAACGCGCUCUUGGCCUCGAAAGAAAAUUGGCACCACAAAAUGCCAAAAAAAAAAAAAAACCCACAAAAACCCUCAAAAAGAACUGAGAACGUCUGUGCAAGGAUCGCACUCCAAGGACGAGCCUUUUGAAGCAAUUCUCCGUUUUUUUUUUGUUUUGUUUUGCUUUGUUUUGUUUUUUUCUAAAACUCUCCCGAUUUUCCAGUGAGCUGUAAUUUUCACUCUCCCUCGUUUUUCCAAAGCAUGAAGAGCAGACUGCUUAAAAAAAAAAAUCAAAAAACAACAACAAAAAAAAAACCUGUCUCAUAAAAAGCGGUGUGGACUUGAUUUCUCUUCUAUAUAUCUCUCUCUCUCUCUCUAUCUCUUUCUUACUCCGUUUUAUUUUCUACCUCCUGCCUACUUUGUCCCUUUGUCUCCUUCCCCCCUGAGCGGAUAUCCGAGAAGGGAUCAAACGUGUAGAUACUGCUUCUUUCUGGUUCUCGAUGUCUUCUGUCUCUGAUGUCUCCCUGUGCUGCCUGAUUUGUAUUUCUGUUUAUUUUUUCCACUUUCUUUCUCGGUCUUGUUUUGAGUUUGGGCCGGACGCAUAAAGACGUUCUGAGGAGAGAAAGGUCUAGAGUGUAGAAACUCCUCGUGUAUUUUAGAAUCACUCGUGUUUUCGAGACAGUGAGAGGACGGAGGUGCAAUAUGAGAAGAGAAUUCAGCUACUGAACGGAACCUCAGAAACCACCCUUAGGGUACCUUAUAAUAUAAAUCUACAUAUAAAUCUAUUUAAAAUAACAACCGUAACUUAAUGUGAAUGUAUAUAGUAUUUAAAAAGUAAGAGGUCCAAAAAAAAAAAAAUGUGUUUGCCAAAUAACAGAAAGUAUAAUGUCUACAAAUCAUUUCUCACUUCUUUUUCCUUUUGCAAAUCAAAGCAAUUGUAAUUACUCAUUCAGACCCAUGCAUUUUUUUUUUGUCCCGUCUGUUUUACUCUGUAUAUUGUGUAAUCUAUAGAUGUAGAUGACAGCGAGUCCUGGUUUUGCCGAGUCACAGUUGGGUCAAAAAAGUGGGGUUCGGGUUCAAUUUGAUCUGGCGUACGUCAUCACCAAGAUAUUUUCCAGAUUGUUAACUUGGAGCUUGAAGGCUUUAAGGAAACAGCUUGCUGCCUCUGCAAAAUCAGGACUUCAGUAGGUGACAUGGGGGAGGCCAAUGUCAGAGUCGGUGACUUAUCACUGCUUGUACAGUUUAUUAAAGAGAAGCGGUGCGAUUCGAAGGAUCACGAGCACCACCUUGUUAAGCGUCAUCCUGAUGGCAGGAUUUCAAGUCACUUCCUGUUGAUUUCAGUGUAACUGUGUAAAUGUUGCACGCUUCGUCACUGAACUAACCUCCGGUCCAAAAAUCUGACACCAGUGUCAAGCUAACACUUCUUUUUGUCUCUUGUCUAUACUGCGGUACAUGCUAUGGUUAUUUUUCCUCCCCCAGAUGCAGUCUCCAGAGGUGCUGGAGUCCUAGAAACACAUUGAAGCGGAUUUAAGUUUCGUGUUAACGAAGGGCCACAUAACGAACGAUAAUAAAGAUGUCCCCCAAAAUGAGAAAAAGCCCUUUAGAUCUAAGCGAGUCCGUCACCUUGAACGAAUAGUGGGUUUAAAUGCAGAAACAUUUAGUGCACUCAGACGUCCUGUCCACAUGCCAUACCUCUAACACGGACCAAACUUGAAAGGUUUCCUGCUUAGCGUCCUGUUUAGCACUCUUUUUGAUGUCGGCUCCUUUAAUUUAAGUACAUUCAAUAUUGAAUGAUCUAUUUUCUUAUUUGGAAAUUAAUAUAUGAAGUCUUACAGUCCGUAUGUAAAGCUUUUUUUUUUCCACCUGUGUAUGAUGAAGCAGAGCUGCAGAGCUGAAUAUGGCCCUCGUUGUCUCCCCGGGCGUUCUUCCUCGGCUUGCCGUCUCCUCGUUAGCUACCUCCUGUCCAAGAGCGUGAGAUGUACGUGCCGCUGUCUCGGAGAGCCGUGCCGCUAGCAGACAUGCAAACCUACCGCCAUCUGAAGAAACAACGUACAUUCAGCCUGCAUAUGUUACUUUAGGGGUUUUGACUACAGAUUUGACUAAAAGGCUUCGUUCACACAGCGGGGCGAAAUCUGAACGUCAGAGGAGGAAGUUACAGAUGAUCAAAUAGAUAUUGUUUGCAUUGUCACCACAUUUGCUCCAUUAACGAUGCAGCCUACAUGCUGAGCUUAAGAAAUUUCGUUUAGAUGUGUACCAAAUAACGAAAGAUACACGAUUUAGCUGGAUAAACGAAAUAAGGAACUUUUCCAGAACGAUUUGAAAUCCAUACAAAUGUGGCUUAAUUUUUAUUUUUUAAGCUGGAUUGAACCUGUCUGUCUGAACACAGCUGCUCUAUUUUCUAAGGAGUUUUAUUUAACACAUUCAGCAUAUUAACAUGUCCCAUAGUUAUCCAAAAGAACAGACCAAAGCACCUCUGUAUGCUGGUUAAUUGCAGCCUUUUGAACAUGAGCUAGUGCGAACUAACGACCCUGAACCAAAGUGGUGUAAAACACACACACACACACACACACACACAUGCUCCAAGCACAAGACAGCAGCAGAAUAGUUGUUCUGGUGCUGAACGUACAAAGCCACAGUUUGCCAUGUGCCCUAUAGUGUAUAUAUUAUCAUAUUCGACGUGUAUUAUAUUAUUCCUGUGUGCACGCAGAAUAUUCAGGAGGCAUCCAGUGUAGACUGCAUGACAGACAGCACUAGUGACAGUUUUUUUUUUAGUUAACAAAGUCGUACAAGAGACAUAACGAUCUGUAUGCCAAAUCUGAAGCCUGUACAGACUCCUUGUCGAUAGUCGAGACAGGUAACUGUGUGGAUAUUUUAAGAUAUAAGCCUUACAAUGUUGUAAAUAGGGAUAAAAGCUUAGGUAAGUAUCAUACCAUGAUACUUGAAAUGGGCACAUGUCUAGCAUCAGGCAGCUUGGCUGGAGAACGAGAACGUGCCACUGGAGUGUGUGCUGGAGAGACAGAAGCUUCUCAUUCAUGAUCUCGCUGUGUAAACUACUUGAAUAUUCCAGAGCUUUAAUCCGAUACCAUGAGCAAAACGAAGACAGAGGAUACACACAAACACACAUCUCUCACUCCUUCUCUGCGAUUUGCAUGUCUGCUCAGCUCACAUUUUAGGUCGUACCAAGCCUCAAUGCGCUUCAUGAUCUAAUUUAGUGUCCCGUCGUGUCUCCAACCAAAGUCGAACCAAAAAGGAAGAGCCUGCUGAUGUACUCUUCCACCGUUUGUAUAUAUCUGUGUUUUCUUGGGCGCAACGGGAGGCACGGCUUCUCUGAGCCGAUUUGUGAAGGGGUCGAGGCUGGGAGACAUCCGGGGCUACACAUUUCUGAUAACGUGACCCUCGGAAAUCAAACGAGCUCUGCUGACCUGAAACAAUGGUAAAAUUAGCAUUACAUAUAUAUUAUAAAGUGAGAUAUUUGACAAGGGUUUUCAAUCAUUUUUUUUUUCUUCUGCUUUAAUUAUACCAUCCAUAAAGGGUAUAGGUGGAAUGUUUUGCUAGGGAAAAUGCAUGUGAUCAGAAGCUUUUUGGACUUUCUACCAGAAGCCCUUUAUCAGUGGACAUCCAUAGCUCACCCUGUUGUAAUGUAAACCUCACACACUAAUGAGACUGAGAACGCUAUUGUUAGCAAAGCCGGAGCGGACGCUUGAUCUCCCUAAUGCUAAAAUAGCUGGACUUUUUUUUUUUUUAUUAUUUCUGUAAAGAUACCUAAAGAUGAAGGUUUGGUUUGACAUGUUUAGGGAAGCGUUAUUUACUGUAUUGUGCAAUACAUUGUUACAGAAAAGAGAACGUUGUUUCUGUAGGAAAAGGUUGGUGUGAUGAAGACUUUUUUUUUUUCCCUGUUAUCAGUCUCUAGAUGAAGUGAACUGUGCCAGGAGAAGUUUUGAUUUCUUUCUUGCAUGCUCUUCUCCCCCAUUUUGCUGCCCCUUCUACCCCUUUACUGUGCGCUUCGUUGGAUAUGUGACGCUGUAAACAUUCUAAAUCAGGUUAUUGUCUGUGUUGAGAUAUGUAUCUGUGUAAUUAAAAAAAGACAGCGAAAUACGAAA